Molecule: messenger RNA, 1860 nt
Organism: Dichomitus squalens LYAD-421 SS1
Lineage: Eukaryota; Fungi; Basidiomycota; Agaricomycetes; Polyporales; Polyporaceae
Exons: 4
Coding region: 1-1860 (619 amino acids)
Source: RefSeq, a predicted model, not a curated record
AUGCGUGUCCACUCCAGCAGAUCUCUCGCAAAUGUGCCGACUGCCCACUCGCACGAAGCGAGGUUUCCGGCGGUGUCUGGCGCGGACGCGUACAGCGCGAACCUGGCACUGCAUAGCCUCGUCGACGAGACGACCGUUGUGUCUGAGCAUGGCUCCGACGCUUACGAGAGAGCCUCCUAUUACAACGGCAUCACCGGAGACGACGACCACCCGGUACUCGUCUACCGUUCCGACUACUUCACCACGCCAUUCCCCAAGCCUGAUGACAGGUUCCCCCAUAUCCCCGUCAAGUCACUCCGCGGAGUCUUCAAUACCCCGCUGAAUCAAAUCUGGGGUGCUAUCGGUCCCCAAGUUCGCGACAUCGUCAAGGUGCGGAACAUCCAGUGGUCGUCCAUAGACACGGCCCGAUUUGACACACACGGUCCGUUGGGAGAGGAGGACAUGGGGAGUCUCGGACCGGUCGUCAUCUGGAUUGGCGUCCUUCCCGGUUCUGCCCCCCCCCCGACACAGCCCGACACAGCCCACGAUGUCUCUCAGCAGAUCCUUGAUCUUCUGCGGAAGAACGGCGUCGACGGGUUUGUAGUAGAAUGGAGGGAGGCAGUCGCGCAGAGGUUGGCAGGCUCCCCACUCCUACAACAUGCCGACAGCUUUGAUCCCACCCACUACGUCCGCCGCUUCCUUACUGCUCUUCACUGCGUCCCCCUUACCGCCGCAGAUAUGGAAGAAGAAGAUUCCCAGGGCACACUCACCCUGUGGUUUACCGAAGGCACAGGUGACGACGGUAAGCCCAGCGACAAAGUCUACGGGCUCAGCAAUUGCCACGUUCUACGCAAGAAUACCGCCCUCAAUUUCUCGUACAAGCGCGGCGCAGCCAAGAACCACGCUGCAAGCGAGUGGAGGCCACGACCCCGAGCGCGGAAAAGGUGGAUUCGAGGCAAGCUGGAUGAAGAGAACGAAGCCAUUGCCGGUCUCGAGCAGCUCCACGACGAAGUGACCAAAUCCUGGAUCGAUCUCAAGCUCCGACGCAACAUUGGCCACGUCGUAUACGCUCCAGCCAUCAAGGUUGACGAAGGUCGCACUGGAUACACCGCCGACUGGGGUGUGUUUUGGCUGCGGAGGCGAAGGUCAAAGGUGCCUUUGAAGGCAACGUGGUUGAUCUCGUAUACUCCGCUACAGCUCAGGGAUAUGUUUCAUCCGGGUGCGGGGGGUCGGACCGCGUUCAAGUAUCCCGAAGAGGGGAAGCUCAAGAUCCAUGGCUGUGCUACCAAGGAGGACCUCGCCGUCCCUACCGAGUUCGAUAGUCAAGGCCAAUGUUGCCUUAUGGUCGGAAAGGACGGGAACACCACCGGCCUCACUGUCGGACAUUAUGCCGGCCUCGAAUCGUUCGUUCGCAACGCAGUUGGCGUCGAAUCCAUGGAGCUCACCAUUUACAACUCUGGCAACAAGGCCGUCGAAGCCUUCUCUGCCAAAAGAGACUCGGGCUCUUUCGUCUGGCACAUGAAGGACGGCAAAGCUUACAUCGUCGGCCAACUCCACUCUCGCCACAACAAAGGCGGUUCGACCAGCAAUCACGUAACGUAUUGUACUCCUGGAUGGUGGCUCCUAACCCAGAUUCAGAAGAAGUACAAGAAUGCCAUUUUUUACCCUGAUUCCUGGCCGGUUCGAGAGCAACUUCAGCGGUUGCACGGGUCCGUUUUUCUCCGCCUUGUACUCAUGUCCACAGAGCUGACGGAAGUCGAAGCUUGUGCGUUCGCGAGCAACUUCAUGUCUUCUUCGUCUUUGGCCUCCUCACUUCUACCAUGCGCCCAUUCUCUGGUCCUCAUUGUCGAUUGCGAAUCAUUCCCCUCAGGCUAUCCCUAA